Messenger RNA from Cynara cardunculus var. scolymus (artichoke), 1219 nucleotides. RefSeq names its product annexin D1. Gene Ontology annotation, cellular component: cytoplasm. Bases 80 to 1030 code for a protein of 316 amino acids. NCBI's taxonomy places the organism in Eukaryota, Viridiplantae, Streptophyta, Magnoliopsida, Asterales, Asteraceae. Gene Ontology annotation, molecular function: calcium ion binding; calcium-dependent phospholipid binding. The transcript is spliced from 5 exons. The record is from RefSeq and is a predicted model, not a curated record.
GAAUUGUGAUGAGGUAAAUUGUUUGUUUAUAAGUAAGAGUUUGGUAAAAGGAAAGCAACCAAACUAUCACUGAACAAAAAUGUCGACGAUCACCGUUCCGGCACAUGCUCCUUCCGUCACCGACGACGUUGAGCAGCUCCGUAAAGCCUUUUCAGGAUGGGGAACAAAUGAGGGUUUGCUCAUUUCAAUUUUAACUCACCGUAAUGCUGAACAACGGAAACAAAUUCGAGAAAUUUAUACUUCAACAUACAAUGAAGAUCUCCUUAAAUCGCUCGACAAGGAACUCUCGAAUGACUUUGAGAGGCUGGUCCAUCUUUGGACACUUGAUCCAGCUGGACGUGAUGCAUAUUUGGCCAACGAAGCUACAAAAAGAUGGACUAGAAGUAAUCAGGUUCUUAUGGAGAUAGCUUGUACCAGAUCUUCGCAUGAUCUGCUUCUGGCAAAGCAAGCUUAUCAUGCUUGCUAUAAGAAAUCCAUGGAAGAGGAUGUUGCCUAUCACACAACCGGAGACUUUCGAAAGCUGUUGUUGCUUCUAGUGAGCAGCUACCGUUAUGAGGGAAGUGAAGUGAACAUGACACUUGCAAAAACCGAAGCCAAGUUGCUCCACGAGAAGAUCUGCGACAAAUGUUACAACGACGAUGAUGUCAUCAGAAUCCUUGCCACAAGGAGCAAAGUACAGAUCAAUGCAACACUGAACCAAUACAAAAAUCUGUUUGGAAACGACAUCGACAAGGAUUUAGAAGGUGAUUCGGAGGACGAAUUCCUUGCAUUACUAAGAGCAACCAUAGAGUGUUUGACGUACUCUGAGAAGUACUUUGAGAAGGUACUAAGGCUAGCGAUCAACAAGCAAGGAACAGAUGAAGGUGCAUUGACACGGGUUGUUGCUACUCGAGCUGAAGUUGACUUGAAAAUCAUAAAAGAGGAAUACGAAAGGAGGAACAGUGUGCCUUUGGAUCGUGCCAUUGCCAAGGACACUAGAGGAGAUUAUGAAGACAUGCUCCUCUCUCUCCUCGGCUGCACUGAUGCUUAGAACUGCGAUUCUGAAAACAGCCACUGGCCAUCGCUACGUGUUUUAUUUGAGAUCGUGUUCUCGUUUGUGAGAUAAUGCGGAUAUGUUCCGUAUGUGCUUUUCCUGUUGUGUUAAUAAACUCGGCCAUUUUCUUCCUAUAUCGGGGAUUAUGUAUGCCCAUAAGUUAUAUAUGAGUGUUUGUUUUGAACU